AUGGUCUUCGCACUGGCUUAUAUAGGCCAAUUACUACUCGGAGGCCCAGCUCCAGAUACGAGCCAAGUAUCGCUAGACACACCCUCCUUAUUCGCAAUGGCAGAUAUUCAUGGUGAUUUCCCCCGCGCUACACAAGCUCUGAUGCACGCUGGCGUCAUCAAAGACCUAAGCUGGGCAUUACCAAGUGGCUCUCGGUUCGUCCAAACGGGAGAUAUUGUCGAUCGUGGACGUGAUACACGACAGCUAUACCAUUUCAUGCGUAAUUUGACAGCGCAAGCAGAGGCGGCUGGUGGAGAGGUGCAUAAACUGUGGGGGAACCACGAGUACAUGAAUGCCUUGCUAGAUUGGCGCUAUGUGGAUGCAGGAGACUACAAGACUUGGCCAUCACAAGAAGCAAGAAGAGCGAGCUUUUCAUCGGGUGGUGACAUUUUUGAAGACUGGAUGCUGGACUAUGCAGUGACGUACAGAGAUCCAGUGUAUCGCGCACACUUCAUGCAUGCAGGUCUACACCCUGACUAUCGCGAUUUCGACAGUGUGGACAACGUCGGCCGUGCGUUCAUGCGACGUGCAGGAGAUGGGCACCGUGAUCAUAGCAGCUGGACUCCACAAGAGGCUGCGUUCUGGUCCAGCGAAGGUCCCAUGUGGUUUCGCGGUUGGGCGCUUGAAGAUGAGGCACAGGCGUGUCGCGAAGCACAAAGAACAAUGGCAAAGCUGGAUGUGGAUUUUCUUGUUGUUGGGCAUACACCACAAUUUGAUGGUGCUCUUGCGCGUUGUGGUGGGCAUGUCAUCUUGCUCGAUACGGGUAUGAGCAGUGCCUAUGGCGGUCCAGCUGUCGUGCUGGAGUUCAAGACAAUUGCAGACGCAUCUGGCAAGCCCCAAGUGCAGCUAGUCUUGCAUUACGACGAUGACAAGAGCCGUGAAAUCGUUGUGGUGACUUAA
This is a messenger RNA of Protomyces lactucae-debilis, 939 nucleotides long. Its product is annotated as Metallo-dependent phosphatase-like protein. Gene Ontology annotation, molecular function: hydrolase activity. The transcript has a single exon. The record is from RefSeq and is a predicted model, not a curated record. Lineage: Eukaryota; Fungi; Ascomycota; Taphrinomycetes; Taphrinales; Protomycetaceae. Bases 1 to 939 code for a protein of 312 amino acids.